AUGGGUGCAGAAGACUCAGUGAAGCGUCCUCUUGUAUUUGCCUAUUACGUCACCGGUCAUGGCUUUGGCCAUGCCACCCGCGUUGUCGAGGUCCUUCUGGACUGUGGUGCAGUUCAAGCAGAUGCUUUGACAGUUGACCGCCUCGCAUCUUUGGAGAAGUAUUCUGAGACGGCUGUAGUACCCCGCGACACUAUCAUGGCUACAGAAGUUGAGUGGCUAAAGUCCAUCAAUGCAGACUUAGUGGUAUCGGAUGUUGUUCCAGUUGCUUGUCGUGCAGCAGCUGAUGCUGGGAUUCGUUCCGUUUGUGUCACCAAUUUCAGUUGGGAUUUCAUUUAUGCUGAAUACGUAAUGGCUGCUGGUCAUCAUCAUCGAUCCAUAGUUUGGCAGAUAGCUGAGGAUUAUUCGCACUGUGAAUUCCUUAUCCGAUUGCCAGGAUACUGUCCAAUGCCUGCCUUUCGUGAUGCAAUCGAUGUGCCUUUGGUAGUGAGAAGGUUGCACAAGUCUCGCGAUGAGGUGAGGAGAGAUCUCGGAAUUUCGGAGGAUAUGAAGAUUGCUAUUCUCAACUUUGGCGGACAGCCAUCGGGUUGGACUUUAAAGGAGGAGUACCUGCCUGAGGGUUGGAUCUGUCUGGUUUGUGGUGCUUCUGAAAGUUUGGACCUUCCUCCGAAUUUCGUAAAGCUAGCAAAAGACACAUAUACCCCUGAUGUGAUUGCUGCGUCUGAUUGCAUGCUUGGAAAAAUCGGAUAUGGUACAGUUAGUGAAGCCCUUGCAUACAAGAUACCGUUUGUCUUUGUUCGUAGGGAUUAUUUCAACGAAGAACCUUUCUUGAGAAAUAUGCUUGAGUUUUAUCAAGGUGGUGUUGAGAUGAUAAGAAGGGAUUUACUAACCGGACAUUGGAGACCGUAUCUCGAACGGGCAAUCAGCUUAAAACCGUGCUACGAGAGUGGCAUUAACGGUGGUGAGGUAGCAGCUCGUAUUCUGCAAGAUACAGCCUACGGAAAAAACUACGCGUCCGAUAAGCUAAGUGGGUCCCGCAGAUUGCGAGAUGCGAUCGUUCUUGGGUAUGAAUUGCAACGUGUCCCGGGUAGGGAUCUCAGCAUUCCAGAUUGGUAUGCAAAUGCUGAAAACGAACUCGGUCUUCGUACUGGUUCUCCUACUACUGCUAUAUUACGUGGUGACGAUAAUUUUCCUUUGCCUUCAUUCCCCGAGGAAUUUGAGAUUCUUGACGGGGAUAUUUUGGGUCUUUCGGAUACUGUUAAUUUCUUGAAGAGCUUGUCGGGACUCGAUUCCGUUCUCGAUUCCGAAAAGGGUACUGAAAAGAACCAGCUUAGGGAGAGAAAAGCUGCUGCUGGUCUCUUUAAUUGGGAGGAAGAUAUUUUCGUGACGAGAGCACCCGGAAGAUUGGAUGUGAUGGGUGGAAUUGCUGAUUAUUCUGGAAGCCUUGUAUUGCAGAUGCCGACUAGAGAAGCUUGCCAUGUUGCUAUACAAAAGAUCUGUCCGAAUAAACAGAGACUGUGGAAACACGCUCAGGCUCGACAGAGCGCUAAAGGACAACAAGGACCGACUCCCGUUUUGCAAAUCGUUUCGUAUGGCUCUGAAUUAAGCAACCGUGGGCCCACCUUUGACAUGGAUUUGUCGGAUUUCAUGGAGGAUGACAAACCAUUGUCGUACGAAAAGGCCAGAAGCUACUUUGCUCGUGAUCCAUCGCAAAGAUGGGCAGCCUAUAUAGCGGGUACAAUUCUUGUUCUGAUGAAAGAACUCGGCGUACAUUUUGACAACAGUAUUAGUAUGCUGGUUUCUUCGGCUGUGCCAGAAGGCAAAGGUGUCUCGUCUUCUGCAGCUGUCGAGGUCGCUACCAUGUCUGCAAUUGCUGCUGCUCACGGGCUAAACAUCAACCCCAGAGACCUUGCUUUGCUCUGCCAAAAGGUGGAAAAUCACGUAGUUGGAGCUCCAUGCGGUGUAAUGGAUCAAAUGACUUCCGCGUGUGGUGAAGCUAACAAACUUCUUGCUAUGGUUUGCCAGUCCGAUCACAACGAUCCAGUCACUGUAAUAGAUAGCAAGAGGAAUUACGGGAUCAGAGCUGCCACUCGACAUCCUAUAUACGAAAAUUUCCGAGUCAAGGCCUUCAAAGCGCUACUAACAUCUUCGACUUCAGACGACCAAUUCACUGCUCUCGGAGAAUUAUUGUAUCAGUGCCACUACAGCUACAGUGCAUGUGGGCUUGGAUCAGAUGGUACAGACAGACUAGUACAGCUGGUGCAAGAAAUGCACCACAGUAAACUUUCUCGGUCGGGUGAAGGAACUCUUUAUGGUGCUAAAAUUACCGGUGGAGGAUCAGGUGGCACCGUUUGCGUCGUCGGCAGAAAUUGCCUGCGAAGCAGUGAGCAAAUUCUUCAGAUUCAGAAGAGGUACAAAGGAGCAACUGGAUAUCUGCCAAUUGUUUUCGAGGGUUCUUCUCCGGGUGCCGGAAAGUUUGGCCAUCUCAGAAUUCGUCGCCGGAGCAAAGAUUGAACUUUUUUAAGUUGCAGAGAAUAAUGGAAUUAAAUUACCAUCUCUACCCUCCAUUUCGAGACUUUUCAUAUUAUUAUCUCGAUUGUUUUAUCAAUCUGUUUCGAACAAAAUAAUCGAAAAAAAUAAAAAAUAAAAAUAGAAUUAUUCAUCGAAAAGAUGGAAAA
This is a messenger RNA of Erythranthe guttata (spotted monkey flower), 2675 nucleotides long. The record is from RefSeq and is a predicted model, not a curated record. NCBI's taxonomy places the organism in Eukaryota, Viridiplantae, Streptophyta, Magnoliopsida, Lamiales, Phrymaceae.